AUGAAAGAGAAUAUUGAGAAAGCUUAUAACAGACUGAUAAGGGGCUUAGACAGCGGGAUAAGGCUAGACGGGGCAUCGAUAUCGGAGAGCAUCGAAAGUCUGGAAGCGAUUCUUGAGGAGCUAGUGGUUCAGUUGGAGGAUCCUGGAUUUGAUUUUCUCGAAGAUAAGUGA
This is a messenger RNA of Encephalitozoon intestinalis ATCC 50506, 171 nucleotides long. RefSeq lists its product as uncharacterized. The transcript has a single exon. Bases 1 to 171 code for a protein of 56 amino acids. The record is from RefSeq and is a predicted model, not a curated record. Lineage: Eukaryota; Fungi; Microsporidia; Unikaryonidae.